AGCAGCCAGUUACUCAACCUUCAGGACUUUCUGCUUGGAUCAAUCCAGAACAGCCUUUAUCUACAAUUGAAACCCAACGACUAAUCGAACAAGAUACUCAAGAUGAAUGAGUUUUGGAGUCGUCGUACUUGUGUCAUUUUGACUGGCGCCAGCAAAGGUAUAGGACAGUGUUUAGCUGUAGAAAUUGGUAAACUUUUGAUCCCAGAGUCGACCAUUGUUCUUAUGGCUAGAGAUACAAAUGGUCUAGAAAAAACCAAAGAAAUGGUCAACAAAGAAAACAGUGACAUUUUGGUAGAGUAUUAUAGCGUGGAUUUCUUUAACUCCAACGCAACAAUGUUUGAAAAAAUUGUUGAACCUAUUGAUUCAACAAAGUAUGAAUUAUUUUUAUUGAUUCAUAACGCUGGGUCAGUAGGUAAUCUGGAUCAUCUCGCAGCUGAUAUGAAUGAUCCUGAUGAAUGGAACAAGUAUAUGUUGUUGAAUUUAUAUUCAGUAACUUGUUUAACAAGUGUAUUUUUAUCUAAGUUCAAUUCAGAUACAGCUGAAAGAUGUAUCGUCAAUAUAACUUCAUUAUUAGGUAUUGAACCAUUUAAAUCAGUUGGAUAUUAUUGUGUUGGUAAAGCUAGUAGAGAAAUGUUCUUCCGUGUAUUGGCUUUAGAAAACCCUACAUUGAACAUUCUUAGCUAUUCUCCAGGCCCUGUAUUGACGGAUAUGUAUAAAAAUAUAAGUUUGAAUUCAAAAGAUGAAGUAGUACGUGAACAAUUUACAAGUGGACAGCAAAAACAAUAUAUUGUAAAAGUUGAAGACACUUGUCAAAAAUUAGUGAACGUAUUAGCUAUGAGAAGUUAUAAAAGUGGUGGUAGAGUUGAUUAUUAUGAUAGAUAAUUUUAUUCCAUGUGAAACUUUUUAUUAACAUAUGUAUUAUUAUUUUUAAGUUAUUUUUAUUAUAAUAUGUAUCGUUUACUAUUUUUAAUUUAUUUUGGAAGAAAAGAAUUCCUCUUUUAGCUUAAUAUGAUAAUAAUUUAUGCAUAAAUAAGAUUAUAUUGUUAUACAUAGUGUAGUACACAUUAUUAAAUACCUCUAGUUCAAUUUUCCGAAAUUGUUAAA
Messenger RNA from Melanaphis sacchari, 1104 nucleotides. Its product is annotated as sepiapterin reductase-like. The record is from RefSeq and is a predicted model, not a curated record. Lineage: Eukaryota; Metazoa; Arthropoda; Insecta; Hemiptera; Aphididae. The transcript has 4 exons. Bases 103 to 882 code for a protein of 259 amino acids. Gene Ontology annotation, biological process: tetrahydrobiopterin biosynthetic process. Gene Ontology annotation, molecular function: sepiapterin reductase (NADP+) activity.